Phragmites australis (common reed) is the source of this 2223-nucleotide messenger RNA. RefSeq lists its product as uncharacterized. Lineage: Eukaryota; Viridiplantae; Streptophyta; Magnoliopsida; Poales; Poaceae. The transcript is spliced from 13 exons. The record is from RefSeq and is a predicted model, not a curated record. The coding region runs from base 231 to 1745 and encodes 504 amino acids.
AUUUUUUCUCAAACAUUUUGUAGAGAAUCACCCAAGAUAAACAGUAUCUUCCUCGAUGUUGCAAGUCCUCUAUUCAUGUUCUUGGAUGAGGGGAUUCUUUUUUUUAUCUAAAAAUUUGACAAGCAAUUCUUUAAACAAAGACGCUUCUUUCCAAACUGCCUGCCAUUCAAGAAGACAAGCGGGGGAUGCAGAAGAGCAGAGUCAACCCAUUCCUUUGAUCGGCGGCGGGAAUGACGACGCGUCGCCGGCUCCUCCGCACGCGCGCCGAGGCGGCGGUGGCGUCUGUGGUGUCCGUCCACCCCCACGAGAUUCCCCCGCUGAUGAGUGCCGCCGCCACCUUCUUCUUCAUCCUGAGCGCCUACUUCAUGGUGCUGCCGCUGCGGGACGAGGGGGCCAUCUCCCUGGGGCUCGACACCCUCCCGGGCCUCUUCGCCGGCUCCCUCCUCCUCACCGUCCUCGCCGCCCCCGUCGCCUCCCUCGCUUUCUCCCUCCCCUCCAUCCCCAAGCCCAGGGCUUUGGUCUUGAUACAUAGGUUCUUCAGCAUAUCUCUUCUUGCAUUUUUUGUGCUUUGGUAUGCCUCUAGCCCCAGGCAUUCCCAAUCCAUCUCCCAGUCUAGUGAAGAUGGUUCGAGUAAACAUGCCGGGUGGGGAAACCACAGCUGGUUCUACAUAGUAGUAAGAAUAAGCUUGUUUCUUUGGGUUGCUUUGCUUAAUCUCAUCACGAUAUCAUCAACUUGGGCAAGGGUAAUUGAUGUCAUGGACAGCAAGUCAGGUUCAAGAUUGUUUGGUUUUAUUGGGGCUGGUGCUACAGUAGGGCAACUUUUUGGUUCAUUGUUUGCGGCAAGCAUGGCGUGGCUGGGACCCUUUAUGCUCCUGUUUUCAUCCCUCUUGAUGGAACUUGCCGCGCUGUCAUCAACAGGAAUUUGCACUGAUGAUAAUCACGGUUCAACUGAACUGUCUGCAACUCGAAAUGAAGGCACAUCCCAAUCUUUUGCUGACUGCAGACCAGAACGAAUUCAAAAUGCAGAGGCUGAUGAUGAAAUGUCUUCACUGGUCACUUCACCUAGAUCUCCUUUUCAAUCUCAAAAGGCCAAACCUGAGAUUUUUGUAAUGUUUGAAGGUUUUUGGCUAAUCUUGCGCUCGCCCUACCUGAUAUACAUAUCUCUAUUUCUAUGGCUGAGUGCAGUUGUCUCAUCCUUCUUUUACUUUCAGAAAGUAACGAUAAUUGCUACUACAAUAUCAAGCCCAACCACCAGAAGGAGAACAUUUGCACUGAUAAACAGCUUUAUAGCAGUUUUUAUUCUCACGGGACAGAUCACUUUGACGGGCCAUAUCCUUACAGUAGCUGGUGUAACAGUUGCUAUCUGUGCAUCUCCACUUGUUGCGGCCUCAAAUAUGGUUGCCCUUGCUUUAUGGCCAACUUGGAUUGUCGUGGCUGUCACUGAAACAACUCGAAAGGUAACUACUUAUGUUUUGACAAGACCUGGAAGGGAGUUGUUAUUCACAGUUGUCUCACUGGAUGAGAAGUACAAAGCCAAGGUCUGUAUAGACGUUAUUGUCCAAAGGCUUGGUGAUGCGACAGCUGCUGGAAUUUACAGUUUGCUGUUCAGCAGACUUGAGAAGAAAGCAUCCAUGGUUACCCUCUAUGCAUUGCCGCUCUGCUUCCUGUGGCUUCUCACUGCAUUUCAUUUGGGGCGGCUCCAGACAAAUCUUGCCAGGCUUCAGGCCGCUCCCGUGCCAUCCUAAUUCCUAACCCUUAAAGGACUAAAACUUGAUACCGCUAUAUAUUUCAUGUUUUUACCGGGAGUGAAGCUGGUUAUUCCUGGCCUUUUCUCUCUAGGUUUUGACUCAAUAUAGAGAACUGCUGGACGUAGCCUGAGAUAGAUAGUGCUUCCAGGAUGUAGAAAGAAUAGUCUCUAAAAGGCAUGCCAUUGUUGAUAUUGAAUUUCCUCGCUUGUUUCUAAGGAUGGCAGAAUCAUGGUGAAACCUUUGAAUCCAGACUUUUCCUUUUAGGACGAAACUGCAGUUAACUACAGAGAGAGUUCAACAAAGAGAAUGAGAUUGUAUACAAUAAAGAGAAAAAGGAGUGCUAAGACAUGUAGAGUAGAACGAUUUGCUAUUCUUGUAUCACCUUCAGUUACUGCAUGGCAGAAACCGUAUCAUGCAAACUGCAGGGUAAUAUUACUCCGGUGUUAAUGGAAGUCUUCCUGGACUUAUUGGGCAA